AUGGGUCGCACCUUUAAAUUUUGGAAACCCGUCUUCCAUUUAGUCUACAUUAUCACAAUCAGCUACUUCCUGGCUAAACGGCCAUCAACGAUCUACAACAUCAAGAAGGUGGCAAGAUUUUUUCCUGACAUGCGCCAUGUGUUACUUUGGACAAACAUUCCAGGUUUGGACGAAGAAGGUCAGAACAUUUUUAUCAAGCGCAAGUGUCCCUAUAUCAACUGCUAUGUCACUAGUAAUAGAACCCUUUUUGGAAACCUGGGUCAUUUUGACGCAGUGCUUUUUAACGCAGUGGACGUGAGUGCUGGUACCAAUGACUUGCCUGACGUAAGAUCCUGGUCGCAGAAAUACAUUUUUGUAGCAAAUGACUCCAGUGACAACUACCCUGUGUGUGACCCUGUUUACGACCCAUUCUUCAACUGGACUUGGACUUACAAAUUGACAUCAACAAUCGGCUUUAGGCACAUUUCCAUUCGCAAUGCCAACGAUGAACUUCUAAACCGCAUGUUCCCUUGGAUCCCCCCUGAGAAGAUGACACCCAUAGACCUACACCUGAAGAGCCAACUCUCCUCCAAAACAAAAGCAGCUGCUAUCUUCUUAGAUAAAUGUAAGAGCAGAAGUAAGAGAGAAGAUUACAUCAAAAACCUUCAGAAACACUUACAUAAAUACGACUUACAUGUCGACAUCUUCGGGGAAUGUGGUACGAAGAGAUGCAAAAGAAAAACCAUGAGCAAUUGCUUGUGGAGACUUAAGCAUCAGUACUACUUCUACCUGGCGUUUGAGGACUCGUUUGCGCCAGAAUAUGUCACCAAGGAAGUAUUGUAUGGCUAUGAGAAUAAUGCGGUGCCAAUCGUUUAUGGUGGAGCUGAUUAUCCGAAAUUUCUGCCACCAAACUCCUAUUUAAACGCCAUAAGACUGAACGAAGAAGCUCUUGCAGAAGCCAUGAACGUAGCAAUCAAGAACGCUACCAUCUACCAAGACUUCUUCCGUUGGAGGAACCAUUACUCCGUCAAGGCUGCCCGUGGCUUCGACCCUUGUGACCUCUGCAAUGCCCUCAACAAGAAGUAUUGGCUGACGUUUGAAACCAAGCAGACCGAGUUUAGGAAGUGGUGGAAUCCUUUAUUCGAGCAACGGUGUGCGAAAUGGCCUUUAAAUAUCAUAUUGUGA
Ostrinia furnacalis (Asian corn borer) is the source of this 1164-nucleotide messenger RNA. Its product is annotated as alpha-(1,3)-fucosyltransferase C. Lineage: Eukaryota; Metazoa; Arthropoda; Insecta; Lepidoptera; Crambidae. The record is from RefSeq and is a predicted model, not a curated record. The transcript has 3 exons. Gene Ontology annotation, cellular component: membrane. Bases 1 to 1164 code for a protein of 387 amino acids. Gene Ontology annotation, molecular function: fucosyltransferase activity.